Molecule: messenger RNA, 2679 nt
Organism: Scaptodrosophila lebanonensis
Lineage: Eukaryota; Metazoa; Arthropoda; Insecta; Diptera; Drosophilidae
Product: protein HID1
Exons: 2
Coding region: 51-2603 (850 amino acids)
Cellular component (GO): membrane; Golgi trans cisterna; Golgi medial cisterna
Source: RefSeq, a predicted model, not a curated record
UAUGUGUUGGUGGUUUGUUUCAGUAUAUUGACAAACGUAUUUUUUACAAUAUGGGAAACACGGACUCUAAAAUUAAUUUUCGGAAGGCUAUUGUGCAGCUAACACAUCAAAAAAUCGAACCUACUGAUGACCAGUUCUGGGAGCAGUUCUGGCAUGCACAUCAAACUACGCUUGAAGACGUGUUUGCUUUGAUUACUGCUACCGAAAUACGCCAGAUUCGCGAUGACAAGCCUUUCAAUUUGGCGACACUAUGCUACAAAGCUGUUGAAAAGCUUGCCCAAGCUGUGGAUAACAGUUGUCGAACACAAGUGGAUCAACAAUGUGUUUUAAAUUGUGUGCGUCUCUUGGUGCAUGUAAUACCGUAUAUAUUUGAGGAUGAUAAGUGGCGCGAUUUUUUUUGGAGUAGUUUGCCUGCCCAGGAACAAGAUGAACAGUUAGGGGCACGACCGCAAACAAUACCCCUGGCACAAUCCUUGUUAAAUGCCAUAUGUGAUUUACUCUUCUGCCCCGAAUUUACGGUGUCGGCAGCGCGUCGCGUAGGCCCUGAAAAGGCCGAGGAGUUGGCACAGCUAGAUAGUUGCGAAUACAUUUGGGAGGCGGGUGUUGGAUUUGCGCAGACGCCACCGCGGAACGCUCACAUGGAACGGCGACGCACAGAGCUCUUAAAGUUACUGCUAACUUGUUUUUCCGAUCCUAUGUACCGUACGCCGCAGCAGUCGGAAGAACCGAACAAAUGGAUUGCAUAUUUUACAUCUGCGGACAACCGUCACGCCUUACCGUUGUUUACUUCAUUCUUAAACACAGUGUGUGGAUAUGACCCAGUAGGUUUUGGAGUCCCAUAUAAUCACUUAAUUUUCGCAGACACAACGGAAGCACUCGUUGAAGCCUGUCUGCAGCUGUUAAUUGUGACGCUAGACCAUGAUAUGGUGGUACAGCAACAUCAACUGACACAGAGCUAUGCCGCCGCUGCGGAAAGUGUCUUGCUUACUGCUCCCUACAAUGAAAGCACUUACGGUGAUAAUUUGUUUAUAAAUUACUUAUCACGCGUUCACCGCGACGAGGAUUUUAAUUUCAUACUAAAGGGAAUUACUCGUCUGCUGAACAAUCCACUUGUGCAGAAUUAUUUACCAAACUCAACGAAGCGUUUACAUUGUCACCAGGAGCUUUUAAUUUUGUUUUGGAAAAUAUGUGACUACAACAAAAAGUUUUUAUACUUUGUACUUAAAAGCUCCGAUGUGCUAGAUAUUCUGAUACCUAUACUUUAUUAUUUAAAUUUUUCUCGCGCUGAUCAAUCGCGAGUUGGGCUGAUGCAUAUUGGUGUUUUCAUAUUGCUUUUGCUUUCUGGUGAGCGUAACUUUGGAGUGCGCCUUAAUAAACCAUAUUCAGCCACAGUGCCAAUGGAUAUACCAGUCUUUACAGGAACGCAUGCUGAUUUGCUCAUCACAGUGUUUCAUAAGAUCAUAGCAACAGGACAUCAGAGACUACAACCACUCUUUGAUUGCCUACUAACCAUAUUAGUAAACGUAUCUCCUUACCUUAAAACUCUUUCAAUGGUGGCUAGUGUGAAACUUCUGCAUCUUCUAGAGGCCUUCAGUACACCCUGGUUUUUGCUUUCUGCUCCUAGUAAUCAUCAUCUAGUGUUCUUUCUUCUGGAAAUCUUUAACAAUAUUAUACAGUACCAAUUUGAUGGUAAUUCAAAUCUGGUUUAUACUAUUAUUCGAAAACGUCAUGUCUUUCAUGCAAUGGCGAAUUUGCCCACUGACAUGGCUGGCAUUGCAAAAUGCCUGAGUGCGCGGAAAACAUGCGGUAAAUUUAAUUUGCCCCGAGUGGCAGUACCCAAGCAAACGGCAUUAACACGCAGUAUGCCUUCGUCGCAAGUGCAGGACGAGUAUGCUGAAGAAGAAGAGGACGAGGACUUAGGCGAGAAGGGUUCUGUCGUAGAAGAUUUUGCUUCUGAAGCAGUAUUGAACGAACGGUCACAGUUGGCAAAAGCACAGCCUGCUGAACAGGGAACAUUAAAUGCAUCACUGCUCGAUACGCCUCGUAUAACCCAAAUGACUGAACGCGAGCAAGCACAUCCCAAUGAUAAGAUUCAAACAGAGAAUACAAAUAUUUUAUCGUAUGAUAAACCGUCAGUAACAGUAACGGCGCCAAUCGAUGGGCAGAAGUCCUUCCUAACUACCAUGACUCGUGACGAUCAGCUGACAUUUUCGGUUGCACAUCGCAGCUGUAUUCGAAUAGUCCCCGACAUCAGUGAGGCCGAUCGCUGGACACCUACCCCCGAAUGGGUUGUUUCUUGGCGUUCAAAAUUGCCUUUACAGACAAUAAUGCGAUUGCUACAGGUACUCGUGCCACAGGUGGAAAAAAUAUGCAUAGACAAAGGUCUUACUGAUGAGUCGGAGAUCUUAAAGUUUCUGCAGCAUGGGACGCUCGUGGGCUUGCUACCUGUGCCACAUCCUAUACUAAUACGAAAAUAUCAGGCAAAUGCGGGGACCACCGCCUGGUUUCGCACCUACAUAUGGGGCGUUAUAUAUUUGCGUAAUGUGGAACCAGCGAUUUGGUACGAUACGGAAGUGAAACUUUUCGAAAUACAGCGUGUAUAGGCAUAGUGAGGAUCUAGUGAAUAUGGUAAUAGGAACGUAAUCGGAACUAUUUUUGUUUUUUAUUUAUUUACAGUAU